Kluyveromyces marxianus DMKU3-1042 is the source of this 1002-nucleotide messenger RNA. It is a transcript of the gene MRPS35, whose product is annotated as mitochondrial 37S ribosomal protein mS45. The transcript is spliced from 2 exons. Gene Ontology annotation, cellular component: mitochondrial small ribosomal subunit. Gene Ontology annotation, biological process: mitochondrial translation. Bases 1 to 1002 code for a protein of 333 amino acids. NCBI's taxonomy places the organism in Eukaryota, Fungi, Ascomycota, Saccharomycetes, Saccharomycetales, Saccharomycetaceae. The record is from RefSeq and is a predicted model, not a curated record. Gene Ontology annotation, molecular function: structural constituent of ribosome.
AUGUUAGGAAGGUCCGGUACUCACUUUCAGCUCCAGCAGGUUAGACACAUUUCCAAGAGGACAAUUGCGUAUCCUCCAUACCCAUUCAGCUUGUUGGCGAACAAGAAUAGAAAGAUCAGACAUGACUCUAAUUUGAAGUAUGCCAUGAGGCAAUUCUUGGGACCCAAGAAUUUCAAAGGUGAGUAUAUUUACAACAGAUACUUUUCUCCACCUCAGGAUCACAAGCCUAAGUAUGUCACACCAGAUUUGGAGCGUGGUCAGUCGCUAAGGGACCCUGUGACAGGCGAGGUUGUAAAGUAUACUAAUGAUAAGAAUGUGGUGCCCGUAUCGGGGAGAAGUCCAUUUGCGCCAAGAGGAGAUCGUAUGUUGAGGCCAUUUCCUCAAAAUGAACACUGUCGUACCAAUUUCAUUAUAGACGAGGACAUGAGACUGGAGAUAUACGAGAAGGUGCAGAUCGAGAAACUCUCUGCCCAAGAAGUCUCCAGAGCUUACGGAUUGAAGGUUCCAAGAAUCGAAGCCAUCGUCAAGUUGGUCGAGAUAGAAAAACAACAGGAAAAAUACAAUCGUAUAAAGCCUCAACAAAGAGUCAUGGCCGAUACAUUGUUCAAAAUGUUCCCUGUGUUUAAGCCAUCAAAUAACGAGAACUUGUCAGAAAUUCCAAUUCCAUCAAAAGCUCUAUCUUCUAGAUUUUUAACUAUCGCCGAAUCCCAACCUUUCGGUCCAGUUGACGCCGCUAAGGUCCUUGAAUUGGAACCUGCUGCUGUCACUCUUGAAAAGUUGUCUACUGAAGGUGAACAUGCUAUCGGUCACGACAAAUUUGUAUCGCAUAAGAACAAGAAGAAGGUAGUUUACGGAGAACUCUUGGAAGGCGAAAGAUCGAAGCUUAAGUUUGUACACAGCCAGGUAGGAAAAGUGGGUUUCCGUUAUGGUAGCGGUAACCGUGAUAACAGAAAGAACCGUGCAAUUGGUUUCAACGAGCUAGGUAAGAUGGUCUACCUAUGA